GUUGUUCCUGUGGUUUCAGGCCUCCGGGGCUUGCAACGGACAUUGCCUCUUGUAGUGAUUCUCGGGGCCACCGGCACUGGCAAGUCCACACUGGCGCUGCAGCUAGGCCAGCGGCUCGGAGGCGAGAUCGUCAGCGCCGACUCCAUGCAGGUCUAUGAAGGCUUGGACAUUGUCACCAACAAAGUUUCUGCACAAGAGCAAAGAAUCUGCCAGCAUCACAUGAUAAGCUUUGUGGAUCCUCUUGUGACAAAUUAUACGGUGGUGGACUUCAGGAACAAGGCAGCUACUCUGAUUGAAGAUAUAUUUGCCAGAGACAAAAUUCCUAUUGUCGUAGGAGGAACAAAUUAUUACAUUGAAUCUCUUCUGUGGAAAGUUCUUGUCAAUACCAAGCCCCAGGAGAUGGACACUGAGAAAAGGAUUAACUUAAAAAUAGAGCUUGAAAAGGAGGAUGGCCAUGUACUCUACAAACGCCUAAGCCAAGUGGACCCAGAAAUGGCCGCCAAGCUACACCCACAUGACAAACGUAAAGUGGCUAGGAGCUUACAAGUCUUUGAAGAAACGGGAAUAUCUCAUAGUGAAUUUCUUCGUCAGCAACAUGCAGAGGAAGGUGGUGGUCCCCUUGGAGGUCCUCUGAAGUUCCCUAACCCUUGCAUCCUCUGGCUUCAUGCUGACCAGACAGUUCUAGAUAAGCGUUUGGAUAAAAGGGUGGAUGACAUGCUUGCAGCUGGGCUUUUGGAGGAACUGAGAAAUUUUCACAAGCGCUAUAAUCAGAAGAAAGUAGCUGAAAAUAGCCAGGACUAUCAACAUGGUAUCUUCCAGUCAAUUGGCUUCAAGGAAUUUCACGAGUACCUGACCACUGAGGAGACAUGCACACAGGAGACUAGUAACCAGCUCCUAAAGAAAGGACCUGGUCCCGGUGUCCCCCCCGUAUAUGGCUUAGAGGUAUCUGAUCUCACAAAGUGGAAAGAGUCUGUCCUCGAACCUGCUCUUGAAAUUGUGCGGAGUUUCAUCCAGGGCCACAAGCCCACUGUCACUCCAGUAAAGAUGCCAUGCAAUGAAACGGAAAACAAGAGAAGUUAUCACAUGUGCGACCUCUGUGAUCGGAUCAUCAUUGGGGACAGAGAAUGGGCAGCACAUGUAAAAUCCAAGUCCCAUUUGUACCAACUGAAGAAAAGAAGAAGAUUGGACUCAGAUGCUGUCGUCACCUUAGGAAGUCAGAGCAUUUCCCCAGAGCAGGACAAUGAACUUAAAGAGAAUGGGUCCUCCAGGCAGAAUGAUCGAGAGCUGGAAUCCAGCCUUCAAUAG
Messenger RNA from Elephantulus edwardii (Cape elephant shrew), 1305 nucleotides. RefSeq names its product tRNA isopentenyltransferase 1 (gene TRIT1). NCBI's taxonomy places the organism in Eukaryota, Metazoa, Chordata, Mammalia, Macroscelidea, Macroscelididae. Gene Ontology annotation, molecular function: nucleic acid binding; tRNA dimethylallyltransferase activity; zinc ion binding. Gene Ontology annotation, cellular component: mitochondrion. The record is from RefSeq and is a predicted model, not a curated record. The coding region runs from base 145 to 1305 and encodes 386 amino acids. Gene Ontology annotation, biological process: tRNA modification. The transcript is spliced from 10 exons.